Molecule: messenger RNA, 778 nt
Organism: Neltuma alba
Lineage: Eukaryota; Viridiplantae; Streptophyta; Magnoliopsida; Fabales; Fabaceae
Exons: 2
Coding region: 136-774 (212 amino acids)
Source: RefSeq, a predicted model, not a curated record
CCUGAAUUCCCAACCCAAACAACCUCAUCAUUGUCACCACCUUCAAAUUUCGCCUACCUGCUCCUUGGGUUUCUUGUUUCUUUGUUCUAUUUUGGCGCUUUUCCUGUCAAGCUUUGGUCAUUUGAUGUAUCAUGUAUGCAGAUUUACUGGGGGAUGCGUGCUGAAGGUUUAAUGUCCUCGUCUCUGGUGGUGGUGGGGGUGGAGGAAGAGACUAAGCUCGUGCGGAAGCAGGGCACAGUCACUAUUCUGAAGACUAUAAGAGGAACGGAGCUUCUACUUUUCCUCCCCUCCCGGCGACGUUUUCUAUCUGUAGACAUAAUUUUCUCCAAGAAAUGGCUCUCCCAAAAGAAGACAGCUUCAUCCCAAAAGCUUUCACAUUCAGAAACCAUCGUUGCUUCUGCUCAUGGAAAAUAUGGUAACUGGACAAAGACCAAUGGCAAUUCGUGUGGGAGGACCAGAACUUCGAUUGUUCCAGGAGGUAUGCAGGAUGAAAUUUCCACUGCUUCUCUCAUCAAGCAUGAUGCAGAGAUGGCCGACAAGCCAGAAGCUGAAAUUGAUAGAUCUGAAUCGAUUCUAAGUUUGAGAAAGAGUACUGUAUGGGGAAAUAGGUCACAUCUCAGAGCUCGUCUAGCCUCAUUCAUGGAAGCCACCAUGGCUGCAAAACUUGUGGUGGUGGGAGGAGCUCUGGUUUCCUUGAUGGCAGUGCUUCUACGGGGCACAAUUAAUAAGGCCUCAAUUUCGUCUCUACUUGGGAAUAAGGAGACCCAACACUAACACC